AUGAAACUGUUAGAAACUGAAAUAAACAAACAGGAAAGAUCAGUUGAUUUAAUUGAUGAACUUUUAGCGAAACGUUUAGAUAAAGAAGCUAAUUUAAAGUAUCUUAACGAGGAAAUUCUAAAACUGUGCAAAACGGAAGAAAUAAAAAAGGAAAUUGAAAAACAGCAAGAAUAUAAAGAUAAUAUUACUUGGAAAGUUCGCGCGAAUAGAAUCCUUAAAACGAAAGAAAGCGAAGUUGUUCGCGAAACUGAAAGAACGAAUGUUGUAGAAACCAGAAGUGAGCAGCAGAAUACGGUAAAACUUCCUCGCUUGCAGAUACCUCAAUACGAUGGCAAUAUAUUAAGGUUUCACGAAUUUUAUUAUCAGUUUGAAGUAGCUAUCCAUAAAAAUGUGAAUCUUAGUAAUGUAGAGAAGUUUAGUUAUUUAAAAUCGUACUUAACAGACGAAGCUGAGGUAGCUCUACGUGGUUUAGCAUUAAGCUCUGAAAACUAUGAAAUUGUCUUGAACAUAUUAAAAGAACGCUUUGGUCGAAAAGAUAUUAUUAUCGAUGCGCAUACGGCAAGACUUUUAAACUUAAGUCCAGUACGAAAAUCAUAUGACAUUAUAGCGUUGCGUAGACUUUACUCAGAAUGCGAAACACAUAUUCGAGGAUUAGAAAAUAACGGAAUUAAUCCUAAUAGUUACAGUUGUCUAUUGGUAUAUAUGUGGACAGAUUCCUUAAUCGCUCUUCAUUGGAUUAAAGGGAAAGCUUCAAAAUGGAAACCUUUUGUAUCGAACCGUGUAUCCGAAAUCCAGUCUAGAACUGAUCCUGCUGAUUGGAAUCACUGUAGUGGGCAGGAUAAUCCUGCAGAUUUCAUAUCUCGAGGAGCUACCGUGGAAAAGUUUAUGUCCAGUUCGAUUUGGAUGCAAGGUCCAGAAUGGCUUCGGUUGAAGAAAAGGGAUUGGCCAAAAGGCUCUAAUUAUGAAAUUUGUCUAGAGAUUUCUCCAGAAGUAUAUUGCGAAAAAAGAAUUGGAUACUACGAUUUAUAUACAACCUUAAAUUUAAAACUAAACGAUGUGUGUGAACUAAGCACUGAAGAACUUAACGAGGCUGAAAUUAUCUGGACAAAAACUGUUCAAAGUGAAGCUUUUGCGGAAGAGCUGUCCUCUUUGAGACAGGGUAAAACAAUUUCUAAGACUUCCUCUAUUCUAGAACUGAAUCCCUUUCUUAAUAAUGACGGGAUAAUGCAUGUUGGUGGAAGACUUCAGAAGUCAAGACUUUCUUACCUUCAAAGACACCCAAUUAUUAUGCCCUCAAAACAUCACUUUGUGAAUUUAUUAGUGUGGGAUGCACACAGCAAAGUGUUUCACGGUGGAAUUUCUGAAACUUUGAUAGAAAUACGCGAAAGAUACUGGAUAAUUAAAGGAAGACAAACUGUUAAAAAUAUCUUAAGAAAAUGUAUUCUGUGUAAACGAUUUAAUUCUUCUCCUGGUGUGCAAGUUACUGCUCCUUUACCAGUAAAUAGAACAGAAGAAUUACCUCCUUUUUCUGUAGUAGGUAUAGAUUUCGGUGGACCACUUUAUACCAAAGACAGUGAUGAGAAAAACUACAUCGUGUUGUUUACUUGUGGAGUAACGCGAGCUCUUCAUUUAGAGUUUGUUGGUAGCAUGACCACAGAAACAUUUCUUCUUGCUUUUCGACGAUUCAUUGCUCGUCGAGGUCUAUGUUCUCAGGUUUUGACGGACAAUGCCAAAACUUUCAAACGAUCGGAACUUGAACUUAAAAAUAUGUGGACUGCCAUUAGUCAUCCAACAGUAAAAGACUUUUACGCCUCCCACAAAAUCCAAUGGUGCUACAUCGCUGAGAAAGCUGCGUGGUGGGGUGGCUUCUAUGAAAGACUAAUUAAAUCUGUAAAACUUGCUUUACGAAAAACUCUCAGAAAAACUACUUUAUCUCGAUACGAAUUAGAAACUCUAAUUAAUUAUUGA
Molecule: messenger RNA, 1968 nt
Organism: Stegodyphus dumicola
Lineage: Eukaryota; Metazoa; Arthropoda; Arachnida; Araneae; Eresidae
Source: RefSeq, a predicted model, not a curated record